AUGGAAGGGAAAGGCGAUACAAAGGAAACGAUUGUGGAGGAAUCAACGGCGAUCGUGAAGAAUGAAUGGACCUUCUUCAACCCCGCACAGAAACUGAAUCGAGACAUAUCUGUAGAGGUCAUAAAGGAAUGCUUCAAGGAUAAGGACACAGUCAGGAUUCUGGACGCAAUGUCUGCAACAGGGUUGCGGGGGAUAAGGUACCUCAAGGAAAUAAGUAACUCUACAGUUUAUCUGAAUGAUAUUUCCCAAUCGUCGAUCGACGCCAUAAAGUCAAACAUGUUGUUGAACGGGAUUGGAGAGGUGGAAUACUUUGAGUCAAAUUUGCAGGACAUCAAAGCAAGCGGGAGGUCAAGAGCCAAUAUCAUCAGGUCUGACUGUAAUGUUCUUAUGGGCUCUUUGCCUUGCUUCUUCGAUGUCAUUGACAUAGACCCUUUUGGAAGCUGCUCUGAAUACAUAGAUAAUGCACUGCGAGCAAUCAGGCACAAGGGGAUUAUAUGCCUUACUGCAACAGACAAGGGAGUCUUGUGUUCCAACGAGAAGAAGUGUCUCAUCAAGUAUUCUACGGCGAUCAUGAGAGGAAUAGGGAUGAAUGAAACACCGCUAAGAACCAUUGUGUCCCUUGUAUCGAGGCAGGCAUCGAAGUUUGGAUGCAGUGUGGAGCCUGUGAUGUCUCUGAGCAUUGACUUCUAUGUUCGGAUGUUCCUUCGUGUAAUAAGAAGAAAUCCAAAAUCUGUGAUUGAGAGAAACAGCCUUGUGCUGAUGUGCAGCUGCCACAACAUCGCUGAAAUAAGUGGUGGGCAAAAGGAGAUUGACAAUAGAUGCGGCAAUUGCAGCAGGAGAAUGAAGUUGUGUGGGCCGUUCUGGAAUGGGCCUUUGAAUGACAUGGACACCGUCAGAAAUGUUUUGAAUGGUGCGGAUGAAAGUAACAAGAGGCUUGUUGGAGUCCUAAGGUAUCUAGAGCAAGAGUUACCAACUAUGUUUUAUUAUGAGAUUCCAAGGCUGUGCUCUAUCCUAGGGAUUAGCACUAUCAAGCAAUCAAGGUUGAUGCAUGCUUUAGCAAACAUGGGAUAUCUGGUAUCUUAUACACACGCCGAGCUGAAUGCAAUCAAGACGGAUGCACCAAUUGAUUUGAUAAACAGGGUGCUACUGCUGAAUGACUCAGAUGACCAAGAAAAGAUAAAGGAGGCAGGAGUAAAGUUCGAUGGGAAUGAAAGUGUAAAGGCCCUUGAGGCCAAAGAGCUCUUCAAGGGUCUUCUGAGAUCUGGAAUGGGUCCUCUUUCUCUUCCCAGAAGGCAUUAA
This is a messenger RNA of Encephalitozoon hellem ATCC 50504, 1299 nucleotides long. RefSeq names its product N2,N2-dimethylguanosine tRNA methyltransferase. NCBI's taxonomy places the organism in Eukaryota, Fungi, Microsporidia, Unikaryonidae. The record is from RefSeq and is a predicted model, not a curated record. Gene Ontology annotation, molecular function: RNA binding. The transcript has a single exon. The coding region runs from base 1 to 1299 and encodes 432 amino acids. Gene Ontology annotation, cellular component: nucleus. Gene Ontology annotation, biological process: tRNA N2-guanine methylation.